Messenger RNA from Aptenodytes forsteri (emperor penguin), 1974 nucleotides. RefSeq names its product nuclear factor, erythroid 2 like 3 (gene NFE2L3). The record is from RefSeq and is a predicted model, not a curated record. NCBI's taxonomy places the organism in Eukaryota, Metazoa, Chordata, Aves, Sphenisciformes, Spheniscidae. Gene Ontology annotation, molecular function: RNA polymerase II cis-regulatory region sequence-specific DNA binding; DNA-binding transcription factor activity, RNA polymerase II-specific; RNA-DNA hybrid ribonuclease activity. Gene Ontology annotation, biological process: regulation of transcription by RNA polymerase II. The transcript has 4 exons. Gene Ontology annotation, cellular component: nucleus. The coding region runs from base 1 to 1974 and encodes 657 amino acids.
AUGUUUCUCUCAACUCAACAAGAAGGUGGCAAACCGGAACAUGACUGUCUGCAGACCACUGAGGAAGUCUAUUCAAGCAGACCUGGUUUAAAGGACGUUCCCUUGCAGAAUCCGGAUUGGGAGCUAUAUACGGACGGUAGCAGCUUUGUGAAAGAAGGAAAGCGGGUAGCAGGAUAUGCAAUCACCACUGUCGAAACGGUGGUGGAAGCACAAGCGCUGCCCAUCAAGACGUCAGCUCAGAAGGCAGAACUGAUAGCUCUCACCCGAGCUCUACAGUUAAGUGCGAAUAAGUGUGUGAAUAUUUGGACAGAUUCUAAAUAUGCUUUUGGAGUAGUACAUGCACAUGGAGCAAUUUGGAAGGAAAGAGGAUUGUUAUCCUCACAAGGUACGGAGAUAAAGCAUAAAGAAGAGAUCUUGAGCCUACUGGAGAGCAUAAAGGCUCCGGCUGCUGUAACUAUUAUGCAUUGUGAAGCUCAUCAGUUGGGACAAACUGCUCAGGAGCGAGGAAAUAAGCUGGCUGAUUUGGCUGCAAAGCGGGCUGCAGAAAAAGGCAUAGGGAAGAAAGAUGUUGACGUGAAAGCAUGUCAGGAAGCUUUGGAUGACUGCUGUCCACACCAAGGAGAUGAUCAGCUGGAACUGCAAGAGGAGGAGGAGGAGGAGGAAGACAUAAAUCAAAGCAACCGCAACCAUGUAGAUUCCCUUCUCUCCUUAGAGGGCUAUUUACAGCUUCUGUCAUCGCAGAUGGAAAACAUGCUAGAGGCGAGUUUACUGGAAGAUAUACAAGUCGCUACUUCUAGUAGAGGCCAAGACCCAUCAUCCUCACACCACAAUAUAAGUUUGACCCAGACACUUUGCCACUGUUUCAGUCCUCAUGAUGCCACGCUACUAAGAACAGACUACCCCACUCAAUCAAAUUCAGAAACAAGACAGUUACAAAGGCAAGAAGAGUCUUUUCCUCAGUCAAGCUCUAAUAUCACAAAUCCAGAAUCACUACUUCAUGGGUCAAAUUUGACAGGGCUGUUUUCAGCUGCUGACAUUAGAAACCUAAUGGCCCAUGACGAUAACUUUGAUGAAAUUAAACUCAUGUCUUUGGCUUUGAAGGAAGGCUUUGAUCCUAUAGAAGUUUCUCAGCUCUUUGAAGAACCUGGCUCAGAUUCGGGACUGUCUUUGCAUUCAAGUCACAGCACCACCUCCUACUCAGUCUGCAGUGAAGGUGCUGUUGGGUACAGCAGUGAUGUUAAAUCUGUUUCUUCACAUGGCUUAGGAGCUGUUGGUGGCUAUAGCCAAGAACACAGUAAAUAUGGUCACGUGGAAUAUCCAGGUGAUUCAGGGUGUUCUAGAGAAGCCACACUUCAGCAAUUUCUUCAUAACCACACUUAUAAUCAGCUGCCAAGUCAAGCAGCAUCCACGCCGGAGUAUCAGCAGCAGAUGUGGAUGGAGAAACCAAACGAAGUAAAGGAUAGGUGCCAUAAUUCUACUGAUACAAACCUUAGCAGUGAUGAACGCCAUGCAAAAGCUCUGAGAAUACCGUUUUCAGUAGAUGAAAUUGUGAGUAUGCCUGUUGACUCUUUCAACAGAGUGCUAGCAAAGAACCAUCUGACAGAUACUCAGGUAUCACUCCUACGUGACAUCAGACGAAGAGGAAAAAACAAAGUUGCUGCCCAAAAUUGUCGUAAACGUAAACUGAAUGCAAUUCUUAACUUGGAAGAAGACGUAUGUAAUCUUCAAACACAAAAGGAGAGCCUUAAAAAGGAGCACUCUCAGCGUAGCAGAUCAAUCAGCCGGAUGAAGCAGAAGUUAAACAACUUGUACUGUGACAUUUUCAGUAGAUUGAGGGAUGACCAGGGUAGACCUGUUAACCCACGCCAAUAUGUCAUUCAUUGCAGUAGCGAUGGCAGUGUUUUCAUAAUACCCAAACACUUGGUCAAGUCCGAACAGAAACAAGAUCACGAAAAAGAGCAGAAACAAAAAUAA